Styela clava is the source of this 2308-nucleotide messenger RNA. RefSeq lists its product as uncharacterized. The record is from RefSeq and is a predicted model, not a curated record. NCBI's taxonomy places the organism in Eukaryota, Metazoa, Chordata, Ascidiacea, Stolidobranchia, Styelidae.
UGUGUAAAGUAUUACGUUAGGAUGGCAUACAAUUUUGAAAUACUCAUAAUUUUGUUGAACAUGUUUUACUGCAUCGUGAACUGUCAUCAAGAUCCGCGAACUCAAUGUAGAAUAAAAAUGAUAGAAAGGAAUGAAUGUGGAUAUCCUGGAAUACCAAUGGAUUCAUGUGUGGGAAGAGGAUGCUGUUACGAUAACUCCACAGCAGAAACGAUAUGGUGCUACAAAGCGAGCCAAGAUCUUGGAUUGACUAAAACUGCGUUGAUUCUUCUUGCCACCGACAAAGAGGUUCCGAAAGAAGUUUUGAGAUCGUUAUUUGCCGAUUCUGUACCUGGUGCAGAAUGGUUGCUGGCUUUCAACAAUGGAACACUCAAUACAAAACGGUUACUUCAAAUUAUAGCAAAAAGAAAUCGUGUAUCCAUAGAUCCAUUUUUAGGCGAAUUACUAUCUGGAAAAAGCGCUCUGCAGGCGUAUUUGGAAAAAAUAGCAGAUGAAACAGGAUUGGAUACAACGCCUCUUAGUUUAUUAAUCCGUGGAAACUCAAGAUCAAUUCUCAAUCACCUUGUUGCUCUGGCCUGGGUGAAAAGUGGCAAGACUAAUAUCAUAUCUUUGGAAAUUAUGAACAUAUUAUUGUCGAAAAAUCCAAAUCCCGGUGCUUAUAUGAUACAACAUUUUGUCGAAAUCUUGAUGCCAUAUUCAAGUAAAAACAAUCCUUUUCGAGACGCAUUCUUCAGAGCAUUGAAGUCCAGGAAACCUCGUGAAGCAAUAUAUUGGGCUUAUUUAGUUUCUAUUUACGACGAAUAUCCACAAGAUUCUUUUUAUCCACCAAACACCGGUCACUUUGUGAAUCUCAUUGAUACAAUCAAGAAAGGCAUGGUGCCCAGAAGUAUUCUCAACAGAGCAGCUCUAGAUACAGAAUUCAAUAAAGGGAAAAAUUUUACUGAGGUUUUUGGCAAACCAGCUAAAGUUUACGUUUGUCAGCAACAUCCAGAGUAUCUUCGAGUCAGUUGUCAAAAUCUGAAAGGGAAAUUUAUAGUCACCGACAAAGAUUGUUUGAACGCAGGUUGCUGCAUUACAUUAAUCGUUGCAGAAAAUAGGAAAAUAUGCUACGAAAACUAUCUUGGAAACAUAGGACUAAAGUUGGCCUUCUCAAACGAAACUACAACAGAUUUGAAGCAAUUUUUCAAAUUUGCAGCAAGAAAUUUCAUACCUUGGGUUCCAAAUACAGCCUUGCCACCAGCAUUCGUCAAAUUUCAGUCGAGUCCUAGUGUAGAUCCAUUCAACCAAUUCUAUCCUACUUUAGUUCCAAUAGAACCACACCCUGUGUUUCGUCCGAAUUUCACAUGGAAACCUCACGGUCCGACAGCUUUUCCAUUUCCUACCAGAUUGCCAAAACAAUUGCAGGCUCCUACGGAUAUGUCCUUAAUCGAAUUCGGCAAGCCAUCGAAAAGACCACCACUAUUUAUCGCGUUACCGCCAAAAUGUAUUAAAGUGCCUAACGAGGAUAGAUACCCAUGUAUCGAUAAUUACGAUGCAUUGGCUCGUGGAGGAAAGGAUAAAUGUAUAGCAAUGGGAUGCUGUUAUACUCCUGACUGGUCUAACUUCACAGUAACUGCCUGUUUCCGAAAGAUCAAAUACGGGCAAUGUUACAAAGUAGAAGAAAGCGAAAGAGAAGAGUGUGGUUAUCCCGGAAUUAAUAAAACCGAAUGCCUGAAAAACACACAGUGCUGUUUCAACAGUGCGGUAACAGCAAAGGGUGCUUACAACAAAGUUCCUUGGUGUUUUUAUAAGAAAAGAUCGCCUGUGAUAGAACCUAACAAUUGCGCAGCUCGGCCAAUUUUACCCAAAAAUAGAGUUGGAUGUUUUCUUAAUCAUAAUUUCAACCACAUUGUAUCACGACAAUCAUGCGAAGCUGUUAAAGGAUGCUGUUAUGAAGAAGUAGAGCCGACGUGGUUUGAAAGAGUGGUAUUGGGCAAAGUAAAACCACCAACUUGCUAUAAAAAUCGAAGAACAGACACCACGCCAACAGAUUUCCCCCCACUUCCGCCAUUACCGAUAGUAGUAUGCCGAUACAAAAACGAACUUCGUCCUGACCUUCGAGUAGACUGUAAACCAAAGCAAUCGUUGAAUUGGUUUGGAUGUUUGAAAGCAGGUUGCUGUUAUGAAUCUCUGCCUGCGUUUAACAGAUAUCCAUGGUGCUUCAAGAAGGGAUAAAAAGGAUGGAUUUUACAAAGUGCUAUAUUGAAUGAUGGCGAGUCGAAGAAGUGACAGACGUACCCUAUAUUGUUCUUGAUCGUUUAUGAAAUUUCUG